CGAACAACACACUACUCUGCCUCAACCAGCCCCGGCGUCCAGUCGUGACUUGUGACCUUGUGCUUUCAAAGCAUCCAGCAUCCAAGCAUCGCCCGCGCGCCUUUCCCCCAAGUGCAACAAGUCCUUGCUGCACCUGUUUGACGACGAGUCGCAGAUUCAGAUCUCCGCCGCCGCCUGGACGUUUGAACUUUCUUUGCUGUCUACUACUACCUACCUUACACCCUGCGUGACUACUGCUUUUUUCCCUCUUCGUACGACAGCAAGAGCACACUUGCUGACGUCGUCGACGCCUUCGGGAAGAAGGUGCUACUACAUCACCAGAGGCGCGCCUUUUCUGGCUUGCAGUACUUGACUUGACCACCAUUCUGCGUGUUGGCUUCAGUGCAAGACAUUUGCCGCCGUCAUCCUCACUAACUGUCAUUUAUCAUCCUUUUUUUUUUCCUCCAAAAGAAAAAAGGAGAGAGAACGGACAGUGUUAGAAAUUCUUGCUUGGUCCUCGACCACCAUGGUAAGCUGAUAACAAAGGGAGUCAUCAGACAUGGGGAGAGAAAAACGUACACAGCCUGGCCCUCGUGGUGCGGCCAAGGAUCGACACAAGAAAGCUGGCAAGGUCAGCAAGCCCAUUGACCGCAGCGCGCCGCUGCCGCCAGGGCUUGUCGCCGCAAAACCAGUCAAGGCGAUCACCAACACCAAGCAUCAAUCUUAUUUCGAGUUCAUCGAGAACAAAGAGAGGAAGAAGCCGUUGCUUCUCGAGAACACAACGAACACCGACCCGCCACCCGGCAUGAGGUACAUUCCCAUUGGGAAUCCUGAACUGACCGAACGAUGCCAGGACAUCUCAAGAGAGCUGGGCGCUUCGGUUUAUAUUGUGACAAAGGCCAAGAAAGAUGCAUCGGACUUAAGCCUCCAGAUCCACCGAGUCGGGUAUCACAUUCGCGAAAACAUCGUGGACCGGGCCUUAGCCGAGCUUGGGCUGCAUGAUGUCUACGUCCCCGAACUCAUCGGGCAAGGAGACGGUGGGCUGGUAGAAAAAAUUCCCGACGGCCAAGACGAAAUCGACAAGCAGGCGGACGCCGCGUUGCGCGAGCUUUUCCCCCGGAUCCCGAACACCGACCGACAACAAAUCAUCGAUCAUGCCUUCCAGAAAGGGAGACAUUUCAAAGGCGACCUGGUCGUAGGGUUGCAGCAGGAUCUUUCUCUUUCACGGCGAGUGCAGCUUGCCGUCCUGGCGCACAUUCGGCACAACCACACCAGAUAUGACGAGCUUCUUAGGGAGACAUCCUGGCACAAUGCCAGAAGAGCCACGGAGCAGCUUUGCCUGGACAUCCUUGUCAAGUGGCGAGGUGACGACGAGAACGGCCGCAAUCAGCUUGACGAGAUUCUUCGCGAAGUCGUGGUGUUAUCUGACGACUCAGAUGAUGAGGAAUCGGGCGAGGAGCCCGACUCCGAAUCAUCAGAGAUACUCAUUGACAGGCCGCACAACACUGGCAGAGUGUCGGCGCCAGCCGCAUCUCAGAAUGUUGCCAGCCACCGCAAACGCUUGUCGACGGCCAUUUUAUCCCGUCCGGGGUCCCCAGUGCCCCAUGCGACGCCCGGAACAUCUAAGAGAAUCGCCAAAAGGGCGCGCAAACGCGCUAAUCAUCGUGAGCGCAACUUCAGCCGAUACGAGGCUGCCAGGGAUGCCGCCUGGGAUAGCGCCAUGCGGAGGCAAAGAGCCCCCGAUUGUCGUUCGGACCAGCCAGGUAUGGCGGACAGUUCCGCAAGUCACGGCCGGCCUGCUGCACCUGUCGACAACAGAGCUCCUGUAAAUGAUGACGGCCAUCCGUAUCCGCAGGCGAGGCCUCUCCCUGGCCAGUUCGGCAACAACUUGUAUGAAGACAGGCAGCAUAUGGACGGUGCUUAUGCGGCGCGGUCCCAUCCUAUGCGCUCUCUGUAUUUGCCAUCCAGUUCCACAAUGCAAAAGGUAAAUGACACUAGCAACACUCUCAGCCGUGGCCUUAUGAAUCAUGGAACCGCUCGGUCACCGGAGAGUCACCAACUGCAAGACUUCUUACAUCCCUCUAUUGAGCCAAAGUCCCCCGACUCUAUCCGAUCUCCAUCACGCUAUACUCGUGGCAUGGUGGAGUACACGGAUCGCAGGGGUGACGAUCUGCAAUGCCGCUUGAACUCCCCACCUCGUGGCCCAGUUGCGCGAGAAGAUCGCCACUUGCACCGACCUCAGAUUCAACAGAGUUAUUCCGUACAUGCCAGACCUUCGGCCAGAGACCAGGACCUCGUUCGAGCCCCUGAGAUGUCAAUUCACCGUGUGCCACAUGAUACCACUCGAGCGGCAGGCCAUCAGCCAGUACGGGAUUAUGGUUCUGCUAGACCACAUGGCUACAUUCACAGGAUUGCGCACAAGGAAGAGCAUUACGGGCGACUUGACAGGGUUCUUGGCGAGAAGGCCAAUCCCAUUAUGAUUGAGGACCAGACCGUCCAUCCAGGCACAGCCUACCGCACGGGCGAAAGUGCCAGGGACAGAUUCGGGCCCGGUGUCGAGAUACUGGCCGUUCGCCGCCCCAGACAUGAUGAUGGUUCGGAAGUUUACCAGCCCAUUCCCAUGGAUGAGGGCUUCAUUCGUCUGCGAGAGGAUCGCCCUACAGAGCAACGAAACGGGCUGGCAGAGGAGGGUUUCCUCAGACUCAGGGAAUGCCCUGUCGCCCGCCCUGGGCCUUCUUUUGGUGAUCAUCGGGCCUAUGAUAUGCCUCAGUUCCGGCCGGUCGACGUUCCUGGACAAGCCGUUUACGUGAGGCGUGCCGAGCGACCGCUCCCCGCUGAACUUUCAUACCAUGGACCUGGCCAUGGUCACGGCGAGGGAUUCAGACCCGAGAGGGCUGUACAGGGCGACUUUCUAUCUUCUGCGAAUGGUGGAGUGCCAAUGGAACAUCGUCAAUACCAUCCAUCGCAGGGAACAUAUGGUAUUCCUGUUCAUCGACAGGCGAGGCCGAUGCUACGGGGAGGGGACCCGUUCAGAUUCGACCAAUACCCACCAUCAUCACCACCUCCUGCACAGCGCUACUGGCCACGUGCAGACGACGGCGUGAUUGUUCUUGAAUGACGGAAAACUGGAUAUGCAAUCCGGUUGCAACAGUUUACAUACACAGCAUGGGUAACGGAUUAAGCAUGGAGGAUAGCAUUUACGAGGCGUUGAGGGAAUAGCAUCAUUUUCUGUGGAAGAACCCUUAACCUGCCUGGGCGGUAGGCAUGGACUUCCCUUCUUCGUUCAGGAGACAGAGGAUGCGGGGAUUUUGUUAGGUUUUGAUACCCAAGCUUUACGAGCAAAACUGCUCCAGUCAUUGUUUAGCAGAGGAACAGCACGAUUCAGUGGGUCCGCUGGAUGGAAUACGGCAGUGUCAACGCAAUAGAGAGAAUCAUCAACUUGACU
Messenger RNA from Colletotrichum destructivum, 3424 nucleotides. RefSeq lists its product as uncharacterized. The record is from RefSeq and is a predicted model, not a curated record. Lineage: Eukaryota; Fungi; Ascomycota; Sordariomycetes; Glomerellales; Glomerellaceae. The coding region runs from base 539 to 3097 and encodes 852 amino acids. The transcript has 5 exons.